Phyllostomus discolor (pale spear-nosed bat) is the source of this 2068-nucleotide messenger RNA. It is a transcript of the gene NMRK1, whose product is annotated as nicotinamide riboside kinase 1. NCBI's taxonomy places the organism in Eukaryota, Metazoa, Chordata, Mammalia, Chiroptera, Phyllostomidae. The coding region runs from base 534 to 1235 and encodes 233 amino acids. The record is from RefSeq and is a predicted model, not a curated record. The transcript is spliced from 10 exons. Gene Ontology annotation, cellular component: cytoplasm.
GCGUGGAGGCGCGCGCGGCGGCCGAACUAGCGGUAGUCAAGCCUGGGAGCUGCAGGCUCGUGCGGGGCCCGCUCGGCCGCGCGCGCCCCCGACGAAAAAGGACUGGACAGUGCCGGGGCGUUCUCAGAUCACCGCUCGCUAGAGUCCGGCCCCUCCCAACUGCGAAUCCGGGUGGCCGUGAUCCCUAGGUUGCAGAGCACUACCUAGGCCGCCUCUGACCAGGAAGGGGCGCGGGGACUGGGACUGUGGGCCUCUCGGUUAGCGAGCUGUGGGGUUGCGGAAGGUUAGUGACAAACGCGCGCUGGGCCGUCGCCUCUGCCGCUUUGCUUGGGAGAACUAGAAGUGGCGUCGGGCUUUUUAAUGAAAGUGGAGCUGAACCUUAAGCAGUUGCUCUCAAUUUGGAAUAUUCUGGAUAAACUGAGAAGACAACAAGGAACAACAGCCCUCUCUCUUCCAGGCUCUUCUCCCUGCCACCUCUUCCCAGGAGAAGUCUGCACACAGGAAAUUCUAGGAAGACAUUGUCAAAGUUAAUUAUGAAAACGUUUGUCAUUGGAAUCAGUGGUGUGACAAAUGGUGGGAAGACCACACUGGCUAAAAAUUUGCAGAAACACUUUCCAAACUGCAGUGUCAUAUCUCAGGAUGAUUUCUUUAAGCCAGAGUCAGAGAUAGAGACAGAUGAGAAUGGAUUUCUGCAGUAUGAUGUGCUUGAAGCACUUAACAUGGAAAAAAUGAUGUCCACCAUUUCUUGCUUGCUGGAAAGCUCGAGACACCCACAGGGAUCAACAGACUGGAGAAGCACUGAGGAAGUUCCCAUAUUAAUCAUCGAGGGUUUCCUUCUCUUUAAUUAUAAGCCCCUUGACACUAUGUGGAAUAGAAGCUACUUUCUGACCAUUCCGUACGAAGAAUGUAAGAGGAGGAGGAGUACAAGGGUGUACCAGCCUCCAGACCCGCCAGGAUACUUUGAUGGCCAUGUGUGGCCCAUGUAUCUGAAGCACAGACAGGAAAUGGAGGGCAUCACAUGGGAAAUUGUUUACCUAGAUGGAACAAAAUCUGAAGAGGACCUCUUUUCACAAGUGUAUGAAGAUCUAAGACAAGAACUUGCAAAGCAAAAAUCGUCCUGGCAAAGCCAACCCGGAGGGGUCCUCAGCAAAGCCUGCUUUAACCCUCAGUUCAGGACUGAACUAGUGGGGAGGCCCUCUGACCUUUCCGCUGACUACUCUUUAAGCUUCUCCUAACAUCUCAUAAAACUGCUUAACUAAUUUUCCACUCCGUGCAUAUUAAAUAGUAAUUGUGAUAAAAUAAUAAUAACAAAAGGGAAACAACAAAGAUCGGAUUUAAUUAAAAAUGCAACAAUAAGUGACCCGGGUGAGUAAGGAUAUGAAGCUAUGUAUUUAAUUCAAUCCUUAUUUAACCCUUAAUUCAAUCCUUAUUUAAAUCCAGACUUUGAGGCAAAAUUGAAUCAUUACCUGUUCUUACUAUAACAAAAUAGUCUAGCUUCCAGCAACAUUCAAACUUCCUUUAAGAAGGUUCAUUUUCAUCUCAUUAUAAAAGUAUAUUAAUUACAAAAUAAAAUUUUAAUGUAAGAGCAAAAGAGAAAAGAUAAUCACCUAUAUUUCCACCAGUCAGCAGUGUUAAAAUUUAAUGAGUAUACACCCAAUGUUUUGGCUGUUCACAUUCAUAUCUUCUGUAUGGUUACAUAGUUUACAUGGUUAAUUGUGAUGCUCAUUUCUUUUUUAAAUUAAUAUUUAAUACUUAAGGAACUUUAUAGAGUCCAUUAUAUAAUGAAAUUGAAUAAAACUAAUAAAUAGCUCUCCCAGUUAAAGGAUUAAAGGUAAAGGCUGAGUUCUGUGUUGCUCAUUGAAAGUGAAUUAUAAGACUUGACGUAAACGUCUUAGUGCAGAAGAUGUCACAUGUCUACUUUCAAAUAGGAAUAAGAAACUUCAAAAUAGGCCCUGCCUGUGUCACCCAGUUAGUUGGAGCGUUAUCCCAAUAUGCCAAGGUUGUAGGUUCAAUUCCCAGUCACAGCACAUGCAAGAAACAACCAGUGAAUGCAUGAAUGGAUGGAACA